Messenger RNA from Oryza sativa Japonica Group (Japanese rice), 2330 nucleotides. The record is from RefSeq and is a predicted model, not a curated record. Lineage: Eukaryota; Viridiplantae; Streptophyta; Magnoliopsida; Poales; Poaceae.
CUCCAGUCUCCCCCAACCAAAAUUUGACCGAGUUUGGCACGAAAGAAACCGCCUCGACGCCGUCCAACGGAAGCCAGCCGAGGCGACCAACCCAAGGGUAGGCCUAGGCGUAAACCCUGCACCUGAAUCGAUCGCCGGCGAUGGCCACGACGCUGACGCCGACGCAGCGCUACGCGGCGGGGGCGCUGCUGGCGCUCGCGCUCCGCCAGGCCCAGAUCCACCAGUCCGUCCUCCUCGGCGCCCACCACCACCACGACGACGACGACGAGGAACAGGGGCGCACCAGCACCAGCAGCGGCGGCGGCGGCGGCAGCUCCUCCUCCUCCUCCAACUCCGGCGCCGGCGCCGACGCCGACCUCUGGACACACGACUCCCACGGCCUCCUCCGCCCCGUCUUCAGGUUCCUGGAGAUCGAUCCCAAGGCGUGGUCGGGGCUGGAGGAGACGGCGGCGUCGUCCGAGGCCAAGCAUCACAUCGGCGCGUUUCUAAGGAUAAUAUUCGAAGAAGAUGGCGAAAGCUCCUCAGACAGAUCCGUUCAGGAGCUUGCCUUGGCAAAAGGAGUUGAUGUGAUGGUAAUGAGUUUGGGCAAUGACAGUGAAGUGGGUAACACAAUUAAAGGUGGGGAUCAAGAUGCUUUGCCUAGCAGCUCUGGAACAGAUAAAUCCCCAGGGGAAAGCUCUCAUGAUGACCAGUUAGGAAUCAAUAAAUUGACCUUAGAUGAUAUUCCUGCUAACAAUCACCGGAAGAUGGCAUUGCUGUUUGCUCUUCUCUCGGCUUGUGUUGCUGAUAAACCUGUAUCACAAGAGGAAGAGGACAGAAAAUCAACCCGCUUCAGAAAGGGUUAUGAUGCUCGGCAUCGUGUUGCUCUUCGGCUGCUAUCUACAUGGCUUGAUGUGAAGUGGAUCAAAAUGGAAGCAAUUGAGGUUAUGGUUGCAUGCUCUGCCAUGGCAGCAGCGAAAGAACAAGAACAAUCACAAGAAAGCGCAUCACCCAAAAGUAAAUGGGAAAAAUGGAAGCGUGGAGGAAUAAUUGGUGCAGCUGCUUUGACUGGAGGAGCACUGUUGGCUAUUACUGGGGGUUUAGCUGCUCCAGCAAUUGCUGCAGGGUUUGGUGCUCUUGCUCCAACCCUGGGCACACUUGUCCCUGUUAUAGGAGCUAGCGGAUUUGCUGCUAUGGCUACCGCUGCAGGAUCUGUUGCUGGCUCUGUGGCAGUUGCUGCAUCAUUUGGAGCUGCUGGAGCUGGCUUGACGGGGAGCAAAAUGGCCAGAAGAAUUGGGAGCGUGAAAGAAUUUGAGUUCAAACCUAUUGGUGAAAACCAUAAUCAGGGUCGGCUUGCAGUUGGCAUCUUAAUUUCCGGAUUUGCUUUUGAUGAGGAUGACUUUUGUAGACCUUGGGAAGGAUGGCAGGAUAACCUAGAGAGGUACAUCCUUCAAUGGGAGUCUAAGCAUAUAAUUGCAGUGAGUACAGCAAUACAGGAUUGGCUGACAUCAAGACUUGCUAUGGAAUUGAUGAAGCAAGGUGCAAUGAGAACCGUAUUAAGUGGUCUUCUUGCAGCAUUUGCAUGGCCAGCUACACUGCUUGCGGCUACAGACUUUAUUGAUAGUAAAUGGUCUGUUGCUAUUGACAGAUCAGAUAAGGCAGGAAAAAUGCUUGCUGAAGUGCUUCUCAAGGGAUUGCAAGGAAAUAGGCCUGUGACUCUCAUUGGGUUUUCACUAGGUGCACGUGUUAUAUUUAAGUGUUUACAGGAACUUGCUUUAUCGAGUGAUAAUGAGGGACUUGUUGAGAGGGUGGUUCUUCUUGGUGCUCCAGUUUCUGUGAAAGGCGAGCGGUGGGAGGCUGCAAGGAAGAUGGUUGCUGGAAGAUUUGUGAAUGUGUACUCCACAGAUGACUGGAUUCUUGGUGUUACUUUUCGUGCGAGUCUGCUAACACAAGGGUUGGCUGGCAUCCAGGCCAUUGAUGUCCCUGGUGUUGAAAAUGUCGAUGUUACGGAGCUUGUCGAUGGCCAUUCGUCUUACCUGUCGGCAGCACAACAGAUACUGGAGCAUCUUGAACUAAAUACCUACUAUCCGGUUUUUGUUCCCCUGAGCGCAGCCAACGAAGAAACAGAUGGAACAGUUGCACAGUAACGUGUGGGCAGGAUUCGAUGAAAAUCGUAUGUAGACAACCAAAUGUAACAGACUAUAUAUACAACCAAAUGUAACAGACUAACUCGUUCAAACUGUAAACCAGUCUCAGCCUGAGGCGAAUGUGUCUGGUUGGUGAGGCUUGCUGUUUCUGGCCGUGUCAAACAAUCUGUGUUCGUGAAUCGCGAUUCCGUUCCUUGGCUUGAA